Messenger RNA from Styela clava, 1938 nucleotides. RefSeq lists its product as uncharacterized. The record is from RefSeq and is a predicted model, not a curated record. Gene Ontology annotation, molecular function: protein binding. Lineage: Eukaryota; Metazoa; Chordata; Ascidiacea; Stolidobranchia; Styelidae.
UAAGAGUUAAAUUCUUACCCAAGUCUGAUAAACACUCAAUCCAAACACAAAGCACCAAAAGAACUUGUGUAAAUACGGAGUAGCAAAACAGUAAUUUCAAUACAGCUGGUUCUUAUUUAAAACAACGUAUUGCAUCUUCACUACGAUGAGUCAAAAAGCAAAGACAACAACAUUUAUAGCGUUUACGAUUUUGUAUUUUGUUAUCUGGGAUUUGAUGCUCGUUACUUCAGGCUUAUCAUUGAAUCGUGUCAAGCGGCAGAACAGUCGAGCUAGCAAACGAGAAGAAGGAUCAGUGGACUUCAAUAACAUUGAUGAAAAUUUGUACGGGUGGACGCCAAUAAUAAGUGACAGAGGUUGCCCGCCACAGCAAUACGCUUGCAGAGAUAGAUCUUACUGUUUUAAAGAGAAAAAUCUCUGCAACGACAUUGUCAGCUGUGAGGACCAAUCGGACGAAAUAAAUUCUAUUUGCGGGUAUACAACUGUCUCACAAAUGGGAACAACUCCGAUCACAGAGUCUACGAGCUUUUCAGAAGAGCCAAAAGAUACAGAAAGUAGAAAUCGAUUCAGUGAUCCACUGGUUAUUGCCUUCUUGGUAUUCGUGGCAUCUAUGCUAAUCUACGUCGUGGGAACCAUAGUUUAUUGUAUAAAACAUAGAAUAAACGCUGUUCGACCACAUGAGGAUCGCACUGCAGCGCGGACAAUGGGCAAGUCUCAAAAUGCCAACAAAUUGCAUAAAUUGCAAAGUCAGCAAAAUGCGAAAGAGCAGAGCGAGGAAGAACAACAUAACAGGAAAACUACUAAUCGCAUAGAAGAUGGUGGUUGCGGAGCAAUUAAUGAUGUAAACUGAUGAUUUCAACAGUAACUAUACUUAACUAUACUUUUUAUCUGUGAAUAUCAAUAACUCAGGAUUUUUCACCAUAAAUAAUAUCGUGAGUAAUUAACUGUAAUGAAAAUAUUGCAUUUUCAAAACAGUAAAUUUUGCCAUGAACAUUAUUUGAAGUUUUCUAAAGAUUGUCUAGAACAGUGGUUCCUGAAGCGCGACCCGCGGGCCAAUUACGGCCCGCGUAACAAUUUAAUAUGACUCGCCGAACUUGAGUGAAAUAGUUUAACACUUUAUGUUUUUAUCUUUCUGCGUUCUAGGUACCGCCAUUGGUUACGUCAUCACAGUUUAAGCACGUGUAUAUUCGUAUCAAUUCAAUUAUACCGGUAUUAGGAUUACAUACGCAGUCAAUAAAAAAACGAAAACUAGAAUCUAAAAACGGUGGUUGGAUAAAUGACAGCGUUCUUAUUUCCUAAUUAAAAAUAAUCAAAAUUUCGAUUCGUCUUCUUUCCCAGCUAACUAUUCCAGUUCUGAAGGAACAUAACAUUAAUCGCCAUCACUAUCACUUGCAAUUUCCUUGUGGAAAGUCGGGAUUGUAAUUGGUCAGAGAUUCUAUCACCUAACAACUAAUAUAUAUAAUUAUUAUUAAUUUUAUUACGUAACAAACUGCGAUGCUAGGUGUAUCUAAAAUCAUACUUGCGGCCUUUUUUUUUUGUCAAUUUUGUCAUGGCGCUUGAGCGCGACCUGAACCCCGCCCGCAAAUAUUCGCUUCUAAUUUUGGCCCCCGGUCAAUCAACGUUGGGAACCACUGGUCCAGGAUGUCAAAAUGUUUACAUUGCUGUAUAUUUUAAAAUUUACAUUUCAUGGUAACCAGUUAUAUUAAUAUAUAGCGUAAGAGUUUUUUUUUAUUAGUCGAGGACAAGUAGGAACAUUUUAUUAAUGCAUAUUUCUUCCCUUCAUUUCCUUAUAACAUGUGUGCAUUCUUGUUCAUAGAGUGCGGGUUUCGUUUAAAGUCAAUUUUUUAGUUUAUUAUCCUUUUGGAAGUAUAUUAUACCGUGUUUCCUCUAAAAUAAAAUUGGGUUUCAUUUCAAUUUUCUUUCGAAAAUAAAAACACUAGG